AUGAAAUCCAUACACUGGCAGAGAUAUGCUGCUGGCGGCGCGCGCCUCCUCUUGCAACGGGGGAUUUGGGCUUUCCAGAAUGUGCUAAUUCCAUCGCUCAUUACUAAAUACGUCUUCGUGAAUACCGUCUAUGGCUCUAGGCUCCUGGUUCUCGCCCUUGGCCUUUUCAUGUAUCUCAUCUGGCGUUGCAUGUACACGUUCAUUCUAUAUCCAACAUACUUGACGCCCUUCAGACACCUCCCUACGCCCAAGGGACCCCGAUCAUGGCUAUGGGGCAACCUGAAGCCUCAUUUUGCGGAACCCGCAGGCAUGGCCGCUCGCCGCAUCGCUGAGAGCACGCCCAACGAUGGCCUACUCCGCUAUUACGGCUUUCUGAGCCAGGAGCGCAUCAUGCUGACCACGCCGCAGUACUUCAGCGAGGUGCUGGUGCAGAAGGGCUACGAGUACCCCAAGUCGUUCCUACUGAAGUACGCCAUCUCGCGCGUCACGGGCGAGGGUCUUGGAUAUACCGAGGGCGACUUGCACCGCCGCCAGCGCAAGAACCUCAUGCCUGCCUUUUCGUACCGCCAUAUCAAGGACCUGUACCCGGCCUUCUGGCGGAAGGGCCAGGAGAUGGCAGACCGGCUAACCCCAUUCGCGGCAUCGGGUGCACCGGUUACAAUCCGCGAGUGGGCCAGCCGCGUGACGCUGGACAUUAUGGGCGAAACGGGGAUGGCCCUCGACUUCGGCUCGCUGCAUGACCCGGACAAUGCGCUCGUCUCGGUGUACAAGCGAAUGCUAGCGCCGCCGCCGCCCAAGUUCCGCUACUUCGCGCAGCUGGGCAAUUUCGUUAACCCAGCGCUGCUGCAGCGGCUGCCGCUGCCGCGCAACCGCAUGAUCGCCGAGGGCGCGGCCUACCUCCGCGGCGUGACGCGCGACAUCAUCGCGCGGAAGCGGGCGGCACUGGCGGAGGGGAGAGAUGGCGGUGACGUGGAUAUCGUGGGCGUUGCUCUGCGUAGCGGUGCCUUUGAUGAUGAGGACCUCAUUAGCCAUAUGAUGACCUUCCUGGCCGCGGGCCAUGAGACCACUGCCACGGCCUUCCAGUGGCUCAUUUGGGUCCUGUGCAAGCACCCGGACGUGCAGACGCGCCUGAGUGAAGAGCUUCGCCGUGAACUAGGUCCGUUCUUCUCCUCUGCUUCCGCUUCUGGCCCAGACGCCGCCGCCGUGGAUGCCCUCCCCUACCUCAAGGCCGUCUGCAAUGAGGUCCUGCGACAUCACCCGCCCACGCCCAUGACCACGCGCGAGGCCAUGUCGGAUGGCCGCGUCGGCGAUACCUUUGUCCCGCGCGGCACGACUCUGGUCGUCCCCUCCGAGGCCACCAACCACGACCCGAUGCUCUGGGGGCCGGACGCCGCAGCAUUCAACCCGGAUCGCUGGAUGGCACCGGGGCAGGCCAACUCCGGCGGUGCCCGCAGCAACUAUGCCAUGAUGACGUUCAUCCACGGGCCGCGCAGCUGCAUUGGCGCGAAUUUCACGAGGAGCGAGCUCGCGUGCUUGGCUGCAGUGUUUGUGGGUCGCUUUGUCGUGGAGCUGGUGGAUCCGGACCAGCCACUGGAGUACGACAACUCGGUCACCGUAGCGCCGAAGGGGGGAGUCCAGGUUAGGAUCCGGAAGGUGUGA
Penicillium lagena is the source of this 1659-nucleotide messenger RNA. RefSeq names its product cytochrome P450. The transcript is spliced from 2 exons. Bases 1 to 1659 code for a protein of 552 amino acids. The record is from RefSeq and is a predicted model, not a curated record. Lineage: Eukaryota; Fungi; Ascomycota; Eurotiomycetes; Eurotiales; Aspergillaceae. Gene Ontology annotation, molecular function: monooxygenase activity; iron ion binding; oxidoreductase activity, acting on paired donors, with incorporation or reduction of molecular oxygen.